AUGUCCUUCCUGGCAAACGCAAGCACCCUCCCGCCGCCACUACCCGAAUCCGAGUGGAUCGGGAAAAGCGAGCUGAACUACACGGCGCUCCACCAGAAGCUCGCCGAACCGCUCGGGUGUCUCAAAAUCCCCAUGGGCGUGCUCGGCUUUUACGUCUACCUCGCACUACACGUCGUCAGCAUCAACAGCAUCUACCAAGCAGUCCGCGCUCACAAAAAGCUGGAGAAGACCAGCCAUCCCGAAGGAUCUCAAGUAGGCUUCAUCGGCAGUUGCUUGACCUUCGCGUUCUCGCUCCUGAUCCUGAUCGAUUCAUGCAGCACGGCGCAUGCCUGCUCGCUGAAGUACGGAAACCUUGGUAUCUCGAACCUCAUGGGCAUCAUCUGGUCGUCGCUCACCCAAGUGGCCUCGCUGUUCGGCUUGCUGGGCUCCGUGCCCUGCUUCUCAACCGAUGUGCGCAUCGGGCUGUGGACCUUCGCAAUCCUCGCAUACGGCUGCUCGUGGUUCGUGAAUCUCGCUCCAGGCUUCAUCAUGAGCGCCGGCAUCUUCCAAGAGGGCGGCGUCGUCCGAGCACAUAACGUUAACUUCUUCCGAUGGCUUGACGCCGUCAAGCUGAACGCUACAUUGGUCAGUGAGAUCCCUGCGAUGCUUCUGGCUGCAGCAGUGGUAGUAUGGGGCGUCUUGUACUACGCGCAUACAGCAAACGGGGCCACGAAAACAGCAAAGCGCAUCGCGAAGUACACUCUUGCAUGCGCUGUUUAUGUUUUUAUUUUGUUCUGGACGGGUGCGGCGUACGUCUCUCUGGGCCAGAUAUUCGGUUCCCCGUGGGGCACCUGGUGGGUUGUGCAGAAGAUGGGCAAGUUGUACGCGGCGUGGAUUGCUGUUUUUUCUUUCUUCCUUACGAUGCUGAGUUUGGGAGGUCUGGGUGGGUAG
This is a messenger RNA of Trematosphaeria pertusa, 930 nucleotides long. RefSeq lists its product as uncharacterized. Bases 1 to 930 code for a protein of 309 amino acids. Lineage: Eukaryota; Fungi; Ascomycota; Dothideomycetes; Pleosporales; Trematosphaeriaceae. The record is from RefSeq and is a predicted model, not a curated record. The transcript has a single exon.